Messenger RNA from Teleopsis dalmanni, 668 nucleotides. Its product is annotated as general odorant-binding protein 28a-like. The transcript has 5 exons. NCBI's taxonomy places the organism in Eukaryota, Metazoa, Arthropoda, Insecta, Diptera, Diopsidae. Gene Ontology annotation, biological process: sensory perception of smell. The record is from RefSeq and is a predicted model, not a curated record. Bases 57 to 482 code for a protein of 141 amino acids. Gene Ontology annotation, molecular function: odorant binding.
AAUUCAUAAAAAUAAUUUUUUUUUUGUAGAUACAAGUACUUUAAUAAUAAUAAAAAAUGAAGCUUCUUAGUGUUUUAUUAUUGUGUUCCGCUGUGUUCUAUGUCAGGGCUCAAGAAUUCUCUAAGGAUAAAUUGCUUAGCAUUGCUAAUGACUGUAAAGAAGAAACCGGAGCUUCAGAUGAUGAUGUACAAGAAAUGCUGAAGCAUGAGCCAUCUGGUAGCACCGAAGCUAAAUGUAUGCGUGCAUGUUUGUUAAAAAAAGUGGGAAUUAUGGAUGCUAAUGGCAAAUUAGACAAAGAUGUUGGAGCCGCUGUCGUUAAAGCUAAAACACACGGUGACGCUGGACAAGAAGCAAUAGGAAUUGAAAUAAUGGACGCUUGUGCCUCAAAAAUGGAUUCAGAUGAUCAUUGUGAAGCAGCUGAAGAGUUCGGUGCAUGUAUAAAGGAACAAGCCAAAGAAAAAGGUUUCGUUAUGGAAGAAUAAAAAUUGAAUUAAAAUCUGAAUGUUGAUGAUAUCUCUGGCAAACGUUGAAGGAAAUAUGAAUUUCAAAAUUAAAUCUGUUAUGAAUUAUUUUUAUCUUUAAGCUACUUUGUCUUCUCGGUGCAAUAUUAUUAUAUAAAAAAUAUUAUUUUGAUUUGUAAAAAUUAAUAAAAUAAUUUUACUUGUGAA